AUGGAACAAUCAGACAACUUAUUCGAUCAAGAUUCUGAAUUAAUUAUUAAAGAUUAUCACCGUAAAAUUCAAGAAGAAGAAGUUGGAUUUACGCGAGAUCUUAAUGAAUUAAUAAAGAGUCAUGAAGAAAAGAUAAAAGAUCUGAUUCGUGAACGAAAUUGGAAAUUAUCGAAUUUAUAUAAACAGACUUCAAUAAUUAAUUCUAAGCAAGUGGAGUUAUCUUUUAAAAUUGAAAAUGAUGAGACACCAGAGAACAAAAAAACAUCUGCAGAUGAAAAUGAUAAAUCACCAGAGACCAAAACAGAAAUAUCCCUUAUAGAUUUAGAAAAAAGUUUAGAAGUCAUGUGUAUUAAUAAGAUUAAUAAGACACCUAUUUCUGUUCAAUCUAUAUCUCCACUUUCAAUUUCGUAUGACGAUCUUGAUCCUGAUGCUUAUGAUUGCGACGGAAUAUUGACGUAUUCUCCAUCAGUUGGUACCAAAACAGUUUCGAAUGUUCUAACGGAUUUCGCGAUAAUUGAUGAUGACGCCACAUCAAUUUCUCAGACAGACCCUACGAUAUACAACGUCCUUCCACCACGAAUAGAACAAAUUAGUAACGAUAAAAAAAUGCCAAAUUAUCAACGAAUGUCAAUUCCUGAAUUGAAG
Messenger RNA from Racocetra fulgida, 645 nucleotides. The record is from the annotation of a GenBank genome assembly. NCBI's taxonomy places the organism in Eukaryota, Fungi, Glomeromycota, Glomeromycetes, Diversisporales, Gigasporaceae.